Molecule: messenger RNA, 1320 nt
Organism: Truncatella angustata
Lineage: Eukaryota; Fungi; Ascomycota; Sordariomycetes; Amphisphaeriales; Sporocadaceae
Product: FAD dependent oxidoreductase
Exons: 2
Coding region: 1-1320 (439 amino acids)
Molecular function (GO): saccharopine oxidase activity; sarcosine oxidase activity; flavin adenine dinucleotide binding
Source: RefSeq, a predicted model, not a curated record
AUGGCUUUAGCACUAACAAACAAGUCAUCCAUUUUGAUUAUUGGAGGAGGAACAUGGGGGUGCUCGACGGCAUUGCACCUCGCCCGUCGCGGUUAUCAGGAAGUCACAGUGCUCGACGCCUACCCCAUCCCUUCCCCUAUCUCUGCAGGCAAUGAUGUCAACAAGAUGGUGGAGCAAGGGUCUUUUAGCGAUGGUGACGAAGAGGCUGCGGUCGCAAAUGCCUUGCUUGUGAUAGCAGCUGAUGGAUGGAGCAGUGAUCCAGUAUUCUCUCCCUUUUAUCACGACACGGGCUAUAUUGUCGCGGCUUCAUCUCCGCAGGUCUUGCAGCAUCUGAAUGACCGUGAGAUCCGCCACCACGAGUCGUCUUUCAAGAAGCUAGAGAUUGCUGAAGAUUUCCAGUCAACAAUGCCUCCGGGUGUCCUGACUGGUAAAUUUCCCAACUGGCAAGGCUGGUUUAAGCCCAGCGGAGCAGGCUGGGUUCAUGCUCGUAAAGCCCUGGUUUCAGCAUACAAUGAAGCAAAGAAGUUAGGGGUCGUCUUCAUCAGCGGUGAACCAGAGGGCAAGGUUGUAUCUUUGGUCCUGGACGAUGGAGAUGUGCGUGGAGCCAAGACAGCGGACGGCAAACAGUAUUCCGCUGACCGCAUCAUAUUGGCAGCAGGGGCUUAUGCGCCUCAAUUAUUGGAUUUUGAAAACCAGCUGCGACCGACAGCCUGGACUUUGGGUCAUAUAAAAAUGACCAAAGAAGAGGUAAAGCUGUACAAAAAUCUUCCAGUAUUGUUCAACAUCGAGAAAGGAUUCUUCAUGGAGCCAGACGAAGACAACCACGAACUAAAACUCUGCGACGAGCAUCCAGGCUAUUGCAACUGGGUCGAACAACCGGGUUCAUCAAUGCCGAUGUCUGUACCUAUUGCCAAGAAUGAGAUACCAAUCACAUCCGAGAAAAGAAUGAGAGACUUCUUAAAAGACUGCAUGCCACACCUCGCUGAUCGUCCUUUUGUUCAUGCACGUGUUUGUUGGUGCGUGGACACCCCGAAUCGAGCCUUUCUGAUCACAUACCAUCCUCGAUACCCCUCACUGGUGGUGGCCUCAGGCGACUCGGGGCAUGGCUUCAUGCAUAUCCCUUCCAUAGGUGGCUUCAUCGUUGAUUGUAUGGAGGACAAGCUGGAUCCCAGAUUUGCAAAGUCGUGGAGAUGGAGACCAGAGACUGCCAAGGCAUUCUGGGGCCAUGACACGCUGAAUAGGUGGGGUGCUAACAACAAGAUUCUGGAUUUGAAGGACACUGAGGUUGACGGGUGGACUGAAAUCAAUACGAUUCUAUGA